Molecule: messenger RNA, 1233 nt
Organism: Lindgomyces ingoldianus
Lineage: Eukaryota; Fungi; Ascomycota; Dothideomycetes; Pleosporales; Lindgomycetaceae
Exons: 5
Coding region: 1-1233 (410 amino acids)
Source: RefSeq, a predicted model, not a curated record
AUGACCGGCGAUACGAUUGUUUCUGAGAAAAGACCUCAUUCACCAACAUCUCCAACGAAUACUGAGGAUUCAAGCGAUACGCUGAGAGGAGAUGCCAUCAUUGAGAUUGAGGAGGAUGGAAAUUCAACUACUCGCCCCUCGUCAGACUCGCGCUCGUCGGUGAACGGUGACGGUGCACAGUCUCGCUUUUUAGAUGAGAAACGUCCAACACUAUUGCGACGAAUAACAGGCUCGUUCAAAUGCGAGCCGGAGCCGCUCGAUAUUACUGAAACUAACACCCGAAAGUUGGAAAAUACCCCUAAUGGAUUUCCUCGUCUUGCUGCUUUCCAGUCCAGCGAAGCAAACUUCUCUCUUUACCGUUCUUUCAGCUAUCUCCAUUCUCGAGUCCUGUUAGAUCUACAAGAUGAAAUCACGACUCUUGAGAAGGAACUUGAUGAAGUCGACUGGGACGACUUCGAUGAAGAGCCAGAUCGCCUUCGGUCUCGUGAAAUUGAUGUAACGAAAGCCGCUGGUGAAGGUGAUGCGAGAAAUCGCAGAGUAAUCUUGCGGGAGAUCAAGAACAAACUCAUGGAAUAUGAUGAUGUUCUAAUCAAAGCGAGGUCUCUCGAAGCCUUUCAGAAGCCAUCCGAUCGCAACUACAGAAGUGUUCGUCGCUACCACCACAACGACAAACCUCUUAUGGAUGCUGAGAUGGACUCCAUCCGUAGCAAAGAAGACAUCGUCUCUCUCGCCAAUGGCCGCGAAUGGGCAAAAUUUGACGGUAGUGUCGAGAACGUGAUUGGCAAGAUUGACAAUGGUCUACAAUGGGUGUUCCGAACUAAGGAACCUCCCCUCCAGAGGUUUUUCCGCACCCCUGAACUGAGAGCCAAGACCACAAACCAAUACAUCAGCUUCUAUAGCUCGUCUCGCAUCGACAAGCUGAUCAACAUCUUGAUUACCUUCGUCAUUUUCAUUCUUCUUGUCAUACCAGUUGUGACGAUGUAUCAUCUCACAAGUACUUCAUCCCACGUUGGCGGAAGCUCCAACUUAACCUCGAGUGAUUUGAGCUCAGCUGAUUCCAAUACACGGGAUACAUUUAAUGCGGUGGGCGUUUUAAUAGUCUUCACGCUGCUGUUCUCCGCGGCUAUGAGCCUCCUCACCAAAGCCGCGAGACAUGAGCUGUUCGCUGCAAGUGCAGCAUAUUGUGCGAUUUUGGUUGUAUUUAUUGGAAAUUUUACGGGACCUGGUAAUUAG